GUUGUUAUUUUUAUUUUUUUUUUGAGAGAGAAAACGUGUUGUUCCUUAUGGCUACUACUUUUUAUUUCCUGGUUUCCCCUUUCUUCGUCUUCUUUGUUUUCCCCAAUCUUUCUUUCUCAUGCCCUGCGGCUCCUGUUUUUCCAUCAUGCGGCAAUGGUUCUAUUGAAGUAAGGUUUCCUUUCUACACAAACACCACCAAUCCUGAAUGCAGAGGGCAUCAUAUGGUCUUCUGUAAUGGCUCCACACCUCUCAUCCAAUUCCAUGGGCAUGAGCACUGGUACGUCUUAGAAACAAUUGACUACGCUUAUAGUUUCACCAAAAUUCAAGACCAAGGGUUCGGCAAUGGCUUGCGGAUACCAGACUGCAAUUUACGUUAUGUAUUUGAUCCUCCAAUUCCUCUAUCCGAGAAUUUGUUCCUUCCUCAGUCUGUCAGCCAGAACCAAUCAUUCUUCAAUUGCGAGCUGAGUGGUUAUAAUUCUUCUGCCGACAUCUUCCACGAAAUCUAUAGUCGUAGUCUUUGCAAAGAUUACCAGAUUGACUUUUCCAAUAAAUUAGAGGAUGAAGGACCUGAUCAGAUGGAUUGUUGGGACAGUCCUAGCCCAUCGUUUGAAUGGAAGCUAUCAUUCGGCGAAGAUGCUGAUAACCUUUCUCUCAUGCACGCCGUUUACUCGCAUCAACGUUUUCCAUGGAACGAGGGUUGGAGAUGCUUCAAACCUGACAGUAGAAGAGAUUCCACAUGCCUAUGCAACAACAGAUGUGAAAAAAAGAGCAAUCUAAAGAGGAAGCUUCUAAUAGGUUUAACAGCAGGGGUUGGAGGCUGCUUCUUGCUAUCCCUCAUGUUCCUUCCCUAUCUUCACCAGUGUAAAAUUCUGAUUUGGAAAAAGUCUAACAAUGCACGAGAUAUCGAAGUCUUUUUAGAGAACUGUGGCUCCCUUGCUCCAAAAAGAUACAGAUACAUGGAUAUGAAGAAAAUAACCAAAAAUUUUCAUGACAAACUAGGCCAAGGUGGUUAUGGCAGUGUAUUCAAAGGUAGUCUCGAUGAUGGUCUUUUGGUGGCUGUCAAGAUCCUAGGUGAUUCUAAAGGCGACGGGGAGGAAUUUGUCAAUGAGGUUGCGAGCAUCGGUAGGACAUCUCAUGUGAACAUUGUCAGUCUUCUAGGCUUUUGCUUAGAGGGGUCCAAAAGAGCUUUGAUUUAUGAGUUCAUGCCCAAUGGAUCACUGGAGAAGUACAUUUAUUCCGAGAAACCAACAUCUCUUGGGUUGGAAAAACUGUACCAGAUUGCAGUUGGCAUCGCCCGAGGUUUAGAGUACCUUCAUCGUGGUUGCAACACAAGUAUAGUACAUUUUGAUAUUAAACCUCAUAACAUUCUAUUAGACAAGGAAUUUUGUCCCAAGAUAUCUGAUUUUGGGUUGGCCAAGUUAUGCCCGACAAAAGACAGUGCACUUUCUAUGUCAGUUGCUAGAGGAACAAUUGGUUAUAUUGCCCCAGAAGUGUUCUCCAGAAAUUUUGGAGUUGUCUCUAGUAAAUCAGAUGUGUAUAGCUAUGGAAUUAUGGUAUUAGAACUGGUGGGAGGAAGAAAGAACAGAGAUGCUGGAGUUGAGAAUACAAGUGAAAUUUAUUUUCCACACUGGAUUUAUGAGCAUCUGGACCAAGAUGGAGUUUUACAAGCUUUUGGAGUGACAUGUGAAAUGGAAGAAAUUGCAAGGAAAAUGAUCUUAGUUGGUUUAUGGUGCAUACAAACAAUGCCAGGAAAUCGUCCCUCAAUGAGCAAGGUGUUAGAUAUGUUGCAGGGAAGUGUCAGUGAUUUGCAAAUUCCUCCAAAGCCAUAUACAUCUUCUCCAGAAUCAUUUGUCGCUUCUCCAUUAAAAUCAACUCCUUAAGAUGGUAAAAUGCUGGGAUCAUGAAUUGUUGGCUCAUGUAGUAUACAAGAAUCAAUUCAACUUAUUAAAACAAGGAUAUGUAAGUUUUACUGAAGUGAUUGCUUAUUUUUCAGUAAAGGUCUGGUCAUGUUCAGAUGUGCUCCUCCAUCCAAGUAGUCAGGCACUGCAUUCCCUCACUCCCUGACUAACAACAUUAGCAUUGUUCAAAUGACUAAUUCCUAGGGUAGGAAAGCCAUAGGCCCAGCUAUCAGCCAUAACUGCAUUAAAAAGACCUCCAAGGAAGUCCUCUGUCUAUGCAAUCUCAACAUUUGUAGAACAAGCAUACCAAGCCCUGGCAUUUUGGACGUGCAAUGCAUGUAUUUGUUUAACAAAUAUUUUAUUUAAGAAUAAUAUAGAUUAAUUUAUGGUUUUUA
Molecule: messenger RNA, 2293 nt
Organism: Elaeis guineensis (African oil palm)
Lineage: Eukaryota; Viridiplantae; Streptophyta; Magnoliopsida; Arecales; Arecaceae
Source: RefSeq, a predicted model, not a curated record